GAAUACAUUUCCCAGCAUGCUCUUCUGAAAACACAACUAGCACAUGGUUCAACAUGGCGGCGGAUAGCAGCAGUAGCGACGAUGAAGAGCUGAAAAAAUGUCAGGAGGCAGUCUGGGACACGCAAGUUCAAAAAAGGAAGGAUGCAGACAGCAAUGUGAAGGAGUCAAAACGUGUUGUUGUCGCUGACCAUGAACAUGACGGCAAUGAGCUCCAAGUUACCAAAGGAUUUCAAACACAUGUGGCCAAAAAACUGGGACAUUAUCUUGACAGUUGCCUUUCAGAGACACAACCUAAAAAUUCAAAAUAUUUGGGACUAACCAACUGUGAAGAUGGUGAUGAUGAUGGAGGAUUUCGUCUGUUUUCAACAUCUAUCCCAGGACAGAAAGUGAUUGAGCCUCCAGCUUGUGCGAGGCGUAGACCUGUCCCAAGUUCAAGCGACAGCGACAGUGAGAUGGAAUCGAGGCUGAAGGAGGCAGCUGUUUCUGUGGAAGAUCUUCUACCCGCAUCAACACUCGCGUCGUCCUCAGCAGAGGCUGUCAGCCUGGAAAAAAUAAAGGAAAAUACAAGAGAAGGAGAAGAGAAACCCAAGAAAAAGAAGAAAAGGAAAAAACAAAGUAAUGAGGAGAGUGAACAAAAUGCAGCUUGUGAUUCCACACAAAGCAAUGGGAGUUCAGUGGGAACUCACUCGUGUCAAGGUAAAAAGAAAAAGAAGCGUAAAGAAAUCCCGGAGGAGAAAGCUUGACCUACAUUCGUAUUUUAAACAAAUAUCCACUGUUUUGGGGUGUAUUUUUUUGUUUCAGGGAUAGAAUCCUGAGUUGAUUCUAUCUUACAGAACAUGUUAAGAAUCAAAUUGGCUGCUUUGUUUAUUACAUUGUUCUUCUCUACAUAUAUAGUUAUUUUUAUAAUUGAAAAUAAAACAAACGAGGCAUUGUUCUCAAGUUUCA
Messenger RNA from Oryzias melastigma (Indian medaka), 945 nucleotides. RefSeq names its product linkage group 9 C12orf43 homolog (gene lg9h12orf43). The coding region runs from base 54 to 743 and encodes 229 amino acids. The record is from RefSeq and is a predicted model, not a curated record. The transcript has 6 exons. Gene Ontology annotation, biological process: Wnt signaling pathway; negative regulation of Wnt signaling pathway; Spemann organizer formation. NCBI's taxonomy places the organism in Eukaryota, Metazoa, Chordata, Actinopteri, Beloniformes, Adrianichthyidae.